GAAUUAUUGUGUUGCUGUGGUUUUUUAACAUUUUCAGAAGUUAAAUUUGGUCGUGAAAACAACUAAAACAAUAGCAAACAAAAUGAAUCAGAAUCUUGAUUUACGCAACCUGUCUCCUGUACUUGGCAAGCCAGUAAAGAAACUCGAGCAGAUCCAAACUCUUAACAAAAAUAAGUUAAACCUUGAAGAUGUGCAUAGACACUUGCACCAACACUUAAUCAAAAAAGUGAUCAUUCCAAGGCCUGAACUAAAAAUGUAUUUCGACCAAGUCAAACGAAUGAAUCCAGACGAGCAGACCAUCAAUAACCGGAGACUGUUAAUGAAAGUCAGAGGACUAUUAAAUUACAUACUAAAAAGGCGCUCAGAUUUUCAGUGUUUAAUAGUUAAAGGAGAAAUCACCAUUUUUGAGAAAUCUGCUUCCGAAGAAGUGAAAAGUGUAAACGAAAUGCCUGAACCGCCUAAAUUUUAUAGUCAGCCAAGUGAAGAUUCAUUUAAGUUGGGGUCAAGCUUUCUUACGAACAACGAUUUUCUGACUGUUACAUCCGACCAAAAUCUUCAGAAGAUGGAAGUUGAAAGUACAUACAACUACUCUACAGAUUUGUUUCCCGACACUAUCGAAUCACUUCACAACUUUUCGCAGGAAAACUAUCAAAUGCUAAAAUGUUUAACGAAUAAAUCUUCAUCUGAAGACGACCAAGUAUUCAAAGUGCCACCACCACCACUUGUAGCAGAUCUCGAAAAACCCUAUAAAAUCGAUAAACACAGUGGAGACCUGUUUUUCGAGAAAGCAAUAUCUUUGCAAGAUUUUUCGCAAACAAGCGAUCACGAAGAAAAUUUUGCUGACAAUGCUUAUAAAAUGCAUGAUGUAGCGGAAGAAAAUUACAAUUCGCUCUUUUCGGAAACACCUUCGCUGUCACAAAUAUGUGAAGAGGAGGAGGGGGCUGCCGCCGAUACACAAAUGGGGGAAUUACAGGGAUCGUUUUUCGACAAUGACAACCUUUUUGACGAUCUCUCAAUAACGAACGACCAGUUAAAAGAAGAAUUUGAUAUGGCCCACGAACAAAUGGAAGAGUGGUUGUCAGAACUUGCUCAUGAUUUGAUUCACCUGGAGGUGAACGAAAGUUACACUAUUUUUAAUCCUGCUGUUGCUAUUAAUGAGAAUAACGAAACAAGCAAGAUGAACGAAAGUGUGGCUACUUCCAGCAGCAUUCCCGUGAGUCCAUAUUAUAGUGAAGAAAAUCUGAAGAUCAUUCGAGAAGUCUGCUCCGAGUUUAAGAAGGAUCUGGAAGAGAGGAUGAAAACUGACAAAAGUUUGGAAAUAUUGCGCGAUUUACUUAAUUCGUCCGACAUGUAAAGAUAGUUUGUUCAUUUUUGAUGUUACGGAUUUAGUUUU
Messenger RNA from Zophobas morio, 1393 nucleotides. RefSeq lists its product as uncharacterized. The record is from RefSeq and is a predicted model, not a curated record. Lineage: Eukaryota; Metazoa; Arthropoda; Insecta; Coleoptera; Tenebrionidae. The transcript has 2 exons. The coding region runs from base 83 to 1354 and encodes 423 amino acids.